Messenger RNA from Rubroshorea leprosula, 880 nucleotides. Lineage: Eukaryota; Viridiplantae; Streptophyta; Magnoliopsida; Malvales; Dipterocarpaceae. The record is from the annotation of a GenBank genome assembly.
CAACCUCUUCAACUCUCUCUGUUACUCUGUGGUGAGUGUCUAAUUUGCUAGCCUAUAUAGAAGGAAAGGAAGGAAGAAAGAUGCCGAUGGCUCCAAUAAUCAGUAAAUGCACCAAGAAAGAAGUGAACAGAGGAACAUGGACAGCUGAAGAAGAUGAGAAACUUGCCAAAGUCAUUGAAAUCCAUGGCCCAAAGAGAUGGAAGAUGAUAGCAGCCAAAGCAGGGUUGAAUAGAUGUGGGAAGAGUUGCAGACUUAGAUGGAUGAAUUAUCUUAGACCCAAUAUAAAAAGAGGCAACAUUUCAGACCAAGAAGAGGACUUGAUACUCAGGCUUCAUAAACUGCUUGGAAACAGGUGGUCCUUGAUUGCUGGUAGAUUACCAGGAAGAACAGAUAAUGAAAUCAAGAACUACUGGAAUUCUCAUUUGAGCAAAAAAAUAAAGCAAAAUGAGAAGAAAAAUGAAGGAUCAGCAGCAUUAGAGUCGAUCCAAAAUUCGAAACUAAACAAGCAAAUUGAUGGUAUAGCAGAGAAACCAGAAGAAGGUUGCUCCAAUAGAGAUACAGAGUCCACGCCUAACUUCAUUGGGGAUGCCUUGUUUAGUUUUUGUAAUGAGGAGCCUCUUGAUUUGGGGUGGAUGAAUCAAUUCCUUCAAAUGGAUGACAGUUUGUUUAGUAUUUUGUAAUAGUAGUUUGAAUUUUGAAAUUUGCUUGUGAUGUAAUCAUGUUUUCAUAUGUCUUGGGUGUUGGGGUUUCCCAGAAAGCUUUUGCUAAUCCAAGGAAAAAUUCCACCCGAGGAAUUCCAUAGCUUCUCAUCAUCAUGCUAUGCAAAGUAGACGGGGUUUUUCCUUGGAUUAACAACUGAUAAUCAAUGUGUUUUUGAUUU